Molecule: messenger RNA, 1827 nt
Organism: Xiphophorus hellerii (green swordtail)
Lineage: Eukaryota; Metazoa; Chordata; Actinopteri; Cyprinodontiformes; Poeciliidae
Gene: lap3
Product: leucine aminopeptidase 3
Exons: 13
Coding region: 117-1664 (515 amino acids)
Biological process (GO): proteolysis
Cellular component (GO): cytoplasm
Molecular function (GO): manganese ion binding; metalloaminopeptidase activity
Source: RefSeq, a predicted model, not a curated record
UUAACGCGACUCUGACGGGGUCGUCUGCCAUCCUUUCCCGCACGAGAAGCGCCUGACCUUCCAGUGAGGUAAAACUAGGAUAUCAACUCAGAUUAUUACAUGUUGAGGAGGUGACCAUGCUUGUUGUGAGGAAAGCUGCGCAGGCGGCCGCGAGGAAACAUCUCUGCAGGCCGUUCUCUGCCUCACACACUCACCUGCAGGAGAGAAAGGGUCUGGUCCUGGGAGUCUUUGAGAAGGACGGAGAGGAGGAAGGUGGUCACCUGACGGAGGCAGCAGCCAGGUUUGACCAGUCUGUGUCUGGAAAGCUCUCAGAGCUGCUGAAAAUUUCUGGACCUGGUCUCAAGAAAGGCAAAAGCAGACUGUUCUAUGGGAUUCACCAGGACUUCCCCUGUGUCGCAGUAGUCGGGUUGGGCAAAGACAGUGAAGGAGUGUGUGGGGUUGAGAAGUGGGACAGCAGGAAGGAGAACAUCAGGCAGGCCGUGUCUGCUGGCUGUCGGACUCUCCAGGAGCUGGAGGUGGGUCACGUUGAGGUGGACGACUGCGGUGACGCCAAAUCGGCAGCAGAAGGCGCCGUUCUGGGAUUGUUUUCCUACGAUGAACUGAAGUCUAAGAAGAAGACCAGAGUGACCUCACAGCUCCAUGGAAGCGCUGACGUGGACGGCUGGAAGAAAGGCAUCAUUUAUGCAGAAGGUCAAAACCUGGCACGUUUUCUCAUGGAAGCUCCGGCCAAUCGGAUCACUCCGACUGCUUUUGCCAACACCAUGGAAGAGAGACUGGCUCCGCACGCUGAACGAGUCACCAUCAAAAAACGAUCAAAGGCCUGGAUGGAGGAGCAGCAGAUGGGAGCGUUUCUCAGCGUGGCGCGGGGCUCAGAGGAGCCCCCUGUCUUCCUGGAGCUGCACUACAGCGGCUCAGCAGACAGCCAGCAGCCGCUGCUGCUGGUGGGGAAAGGCAUCACGUUCGACAGCGGUGGCAUCUCUCUAAAGCCUUCUCAAUCCAUGGACGCAAUGCGAGCCGACAUGGGCGGAGCCGCCACGGUUUGCGCCUCCAUUGUUGCCGCAGCGGCUCUGAAGCUCCCGGUGAAUAUCGUUGGUCUGGCGCCGCUGUGUGAGAACAUGCCCAGCGGGAAGGCCACUAAACCAGGCGAUGUUGUCACGGCCAAGAACGGGAAGACAAUCCAAGUGGAUAACACAGACGCAGAGGGCAGACUGAUCCUGGCUGAUGCUCUCUGUUAUGGACACACCUUUAACCCCAGAGCUAUCGUUAACGUUGCUACGCUAACAGGCGCCAUGGAUGUAGCUCUGGGCUCGGCGGCAACAGGAGUGUUUACCAACUCAGACUGGCUGUGGGAGCAGCUGCAGCAGGCAAGUGUUGUGACAGGUGACAGAGUUUGGAGGAUGCCUCUGUUCCAACAUUACACCAAGCAGGUCACGGACAGCCAGCUGGCUGACCUCAACAACAUCGGCAAAUACAGUCGUUCUGGCGGCGCGUGCACAGCUGCCGCCUUCCUCAGGGAGUUCGUCACGGCUCCUCACUGGGCUCACCUGGACAUCGCUGGAGUGAUGAGCAACAAAGACGAAGUUCCCUACCUCAGGAAGGGCAUGUCCGGGAGGCCGACCCGCACGCUGGUGGAGUUUGCUGCCGGGCUGGCCCACAGCGGCUGAGAGGAGGAUCAGGAGCAGAUCUGACGAAGAGCGGGACUGUCCUGAGUCAGAGAUCACACAACUAACAACAUACAUAUGAAUAUAACAGAUGUUACAUAGGUAACAUAGAUGAGCUAAUACAGAAUUAUAUUGAGUAUUAGUAUUACACUGUGCUGUGAAAGGA